AUGGAUAAAGUGCUAACGCUUGAAACUAUCAAUCCCAAUAUGAUAAAAAUAGAAUAUGCAGUACGUGGGCCAAUCGUGGAACGUGCUCUUCAAAUAGAAAAAGAACUCAAGAAUGGUGAUAAAAAAUCCUUCAAUGAAGUUGUCAAGUGCAAUAUUGGUGACUGUCACGCAACUGGCCAAAGAUUCAUAACGUUUGUACGUCAAGUCACUGCUCUGGCAACCUUUCCCUGUCUCCUCGAAGACAAGAGUUUUCCAGAGGACGCGAAAUCAAGAGCUAAAGAUUUGCUAGCAGCUUGUUCUGGUUCUAGUAUCGGUUCUUACAGUCACUCUCUGGGGCUGGAGGUAGUCCGUAAAGAUGUAGCAAAGUAUAUACAUCAGCGCGAUGGUAUUGAGUCUAACUGGGAGAAUAUUUUUUUAGCUUGCGGGGCUACAGAGGCUGUAAAGAUGUUACUGGAAAUGAUAUCUACAAGCGGUCGAGACAGUGAACGCGCAGGUGUUAUGAUUCCAAUACCACAAUAUCCUUUGUAUUCAGCUACGAAUUCCGAAUACAAUAACUUUCAGAUUAACUACUACUUAGAUGAAAGUGACAACUGGUCCUUAUCUGCCAAUGAAUUGAAACGAGCACUAACGAGUGUCAAAGGACAAUGCAUACCAAAAGCCAUAGUUGUAAUUAAUCCAGGAAAUCCAACGGGUCAAGUGCUUCCGCAAAAAUGUAUGGAAGAUAUUAUUAAAUUUGCAGUUGAGAACCGACUGAUUUUGAUAGCUGAUGAAGUUUACCAGCAGAAUGUUUACCAGCCGGACAAGUAUCCAUGGGUUAGUUUUAAAAAAGUUUUAUUCAAUAUGGGACCAAGUUACUCAAGAAAACUGGAAUUGGCCUCACUCAUGUCCUGUAGUAAGGGUUACAUGGGAGAAUGUGGAUAUCGCGGUGGAUAUUGUGAAUUAUUAAAUUUCGAUCAAGCUGUCCAAGCUCAGCUUUACAAAGCCCUUUCAGCACGAUUAUGUCCACCUCUAAUGGGACAGGUAGCAUUAGAAGCAAUCGUGAAUCCGCCUAAACCAGGUGAACCAUCAUAUUCCUUAUUUGUCAGAGAACGAGAUGAUGUAUUAAGUGCAUUGAAACAUAAAGCUGAUAUCACCUAUAGUGCACUGAAUUCAGUGCCAAAUAUGUCAUGUAAUCCUGUUCAAGGUGCAAUGUAUGCCUUUCCACGCAUACAUUUACCACCAAAUGCUAUUCAAGAAGCUAAAAGAAGAGGAGAAGCACCAGAUUUCUUCUAUUGUUUACAACUGUUAGAGGAAAAAGGUGUAUGUGUAGUUCCCGGUUCUGGUUUCGGGCAGCAAGAAGGGACGUAUCAUUUCAGAACUACUAUUUUACCGUCUGUUGAGAAGAUGAAAUAUGUUAUGAAACAAAUUGAAGAGUUUCAUAUAUCAUUUAUGAAAAAAUAUUCUUAA
Schistosoma spindalis is the source of this 1446-nucleotide messenger RNA. NCBI's taxonomy places the organism in Eukaryota, Metazoa, Platyhelminthes, Trematoda, Strigeidida, Schistosomatidae. The record is from the annotation of a GenBank genome assembly.